Molecule: messenger RNA, 2429 nt
Organism: Cyprinodon variegatus (sheepshead minnow)
Lineage: Eukaryota; Metazoa; Chordata; Actinopteri; Cyprinodontiformes; Cyprinodontidae
Gene: clu
Product: clusterin
Exons: 10
Coding region: 141-1514 (457 amino acids)
Source: RefSeq, a predicted model, not a curated record
UGUCUGGACGGAUCCCGUUAUCCCCUAUAAAUACAGUCUGCAGCGCUGCAGCUGCAGCUUCACUGGUUCUGCAGUCCCAGAUAAACAUCCAACUAAAGGUCUCCUUCAUAACAUCUUGCUACCUCUGAGGGUCAGAGAGGAUGUUAAUGAUGAUAAUGAUGAUGAAAAAGAAGAAGGGGGCUAAAGAGUCUCUGGCUUUGUUGGCCUUCAUUCUGGCUUCAGCCAACUGUAUUCUGCCACCAUCCAGUGAAGAACUUAAUGAGCUCAGCCUACUGGGUGAGAAGUAUCUGGAUAAGCAGAUUGAAAAUGCCAUCGAUGGCGUGAAGGAGAUGAAGACGGUGAUGCAGAAAUCCUCUGAGGACCACAAGAAGUUUUUAGAUGCUCUGGAGAAAACAAAGGAACAGAAAGAGGAGGCGAUGCGCGUAGCUGAGGAAAUGGAAGCCAAGCUGGCAAAGGAGGAGGAGGUUUGCAACGACACCAUGAAGGCUCUGUGGGAGGAGUGUAAGCCCUGCCUGAAGAAGACCUGCGUUAAAUAUUACUCUAGGACCUGCAGCAGCGGAUCCGGUCUGGUGGGACGUCAGCUGGAAGAUGUGCUGAACAGAACAUCUCCCUUCUCCAUCUGGAUCAACGGGGAGAGGAUUGACACCCUGGAGCAGGAGGGCCAGCGGCAGAACAAAGAGUUCAAGAACCUGGAAGAAAAAUACACAGAGAUGGAAGGCGGAGUAGAUACCAUCUUCUCAGAUAGUAUGAAGGUUGCCGAUCACAUCAACCCUCCGAUGUUCUUCUUUCCUAAAUUCCUGGCUCCGGUCACUCGUCGCGCCAGAAGCAUCCACAUGCUUUUCCAUGAUCCUUUCCACAGCUUCCGGAGCUUGUUCUCCCCUAUGACGGGAAUGAGCAGAAACCUGUUUGGCUCCAUGGACUCCAUGAUGGACUUGGACUCUGAUGCUGCCACAAAUGAGGACGGCAACGUAAACGAGGACGUGAUUAUUACGAGGCCUUUCGGCAAUGGCCGGAUGACCUGCAGGGAGAUCCGCCGCAACUCAGCUGGCUGCAUCAAGUUCCGUGACGAGUGUGAGAAGUGCAAAGAAAUCCAGCAUCUCGAUUGCUCUGGGAAUAAGCCUCUGGAGGGCCCACUGAAGGAGGAGCUGGAGGCUGCACUGGCGAUGGCCGAGAGCUUCACCCAGCAGUAUAACUCCCUCCUGAAGAGGCUUGAGGAGCAGAUGUUUAACACCUCCUCCAUCCUCGACAUGCUCAACAGGCAAUUCGGCUGGGUGUCGUCUCUGGCAAACAACACCAAGGAUGGCAUUUUCAGAGUGAAGGGGGUGAUUUGCAAAGAUGACACUGAGGAGUCCUCAGGCGGGGCUGAAACCAAAGUCUCUGUGCAACUCUUUGACUCUCCCCCCAUGAACUUCACCGUGCCGGGCGACAUUCCCUGGACCGACCCAAAGUUCUCUGAGGUGGUGGCUCAGAAGGCGCUGGACCGCUACAAAGAAACCAGCAUUGUCGUAAAAUAAGCGUAAGCCAUAUCACCAGGAUCCUGGACUUCUGCUGAUUAGAAAAAUGCUCUGAAUACGUCAAAGAAAAAGAACCUGGAAGGAGGCAAACCCUGAAGCUAACACUGCAAAUUCCAAGCUUCCUCUUCUACUCCUGCUUUUGCAACAAACACCGAGUUAAGCAGCUAAGGUUUAAUCGGUAUCAUUAGUCCUGCUGUAAGAGGAGAUAAGGUCCGACUUAUAUCUGUAGUACCGCCUAUGUCCAGGAAAGCCUGUAUGUGAGCUGGGUCUGCUUACAGGUCCCAUGCUGCAGUAAGCGUUUUGUGCUACAUCUUAUGUGAUUUUAGGACAUAAAAGGACAUUUUACUUUUCUUUUCUUUUUUGUCAAGUUGUUCAGAGACUUUUUUUAUGAUCUGGGGGCUAUUUCACAAAAAUAACAGAAAUCCAGGAUAAGAGGAGAAACCUUGGAAUUUUAGUCAAAGUAUCCUGUUUUAUUUGGAUCAGGAGGACCAAUUAUAACCAACUUGCUGCAAUAAAGGAUCAACAUUUCACUAUGUUUGACAGCUCAGCUUCUAGGCUGUAUUCUGUUGCCAAUUAAGAUUAAAAAGUAGGCAGCUCUGCAAGAAAAGGUAGAAAAAAAACAACUAAAAAUGAAUCUACCUAAUUAUGCUGGUCUGGAGCAGGAUCAGUGUCUGUUUUAAUAGAAUCAGGGGAAAAUUAAAAAUCUUUGUCUUAAUCUCUUAUCAAAUCAAUGUUUUGUGAAAUGGCUCCCAAUCCUCAGUGCUGCUGUGCUCAUGUAGAUUCCUGAGAAAUUUAAAGUGGUUGUUUUUCAUGACUUUAACUGUGAUUUCAGAGACUCAAGUGAUUUCUUUUCAUUCGCUCUUAAAGCAGCAAUAAGUACAUCUAAUAAAACCUGCUAAAACAUAUUGUUUUUUU